Messenger RNA from Aedes albopictus (Asian tiger mosquito), 4410 nucleotides. It is a transcript of the gene csw, whose product is annotated as tyrosine-protein phosphatase corkscrew. Gene Ontology annotation, biological process: mitotic cell cycle; cell differentiation; intracellular signal transduction. The record is from RefSeq and is a predicted model, not a curated record. The coding region runs from base 1115 to 3268 and encodes 717 amino acids. Lineage: Eukaryota; Metazoa; Arthropoda; Insecta; Diptera; Culicidae. Gene Ontology annotation, cellular component: cytoplasm. Gene Ontology annotation, molecular function: non-membrane spanning protein tyrosine phosphatase activity; phosphotyrosine residue binding. The transcript has 13 exons.
UUCUUUCCUCUCAGUGACAUUCCUCCACGCAAAAACGUCAAAAUUUCACCGAAGAAAAACCUCCGCGCAAGUGGGAGAAAAAGACCCAACACAACACCAUCAGCCAGAAGCAGCCUGAAGCGAGUGGAAAACGAAACAGUGAUAAUAAAAAAAAAGUCCAUAAUUUGAACGCAGUGUUGUCCACCAUAUCGAGGAGAAUCGCCGCCGCGCAGAGUGCAAACAUGGCUGCUUUCGUUCCGUCGUCGUCGUGUCCGCGAGUCCGCGAGUAGUUGUCACCGUCGUCCAUCGUUUUGUUGUGUGUUGAUUGUGCAGCAGAAGCAGCAGCAGCAGUGUCGCCGUCGUCCUCGUCGUCGCCAAAAAAAGUGAACGCGUCCCGAUCGUGACACGCGUGUAGGAAUUUUGACAGCGGGAUUUUGUGCAAAAUCUUCCGUGAACUUAUUGCAUGCGUGAGGGAAAGAGUUGUGUGGGGGCAGAGCAGUAACAGCAGCAUCAGGAAGGAGCAUAGUGCAACAUAAAGUGAAGUGCAUCGAGUUUCGUUUGGAAUUCAGAAGAGUUCGAUCAAUGCUGACAGGAAACAUCGGGAGCUGCUGUUGUUGAGAGUGAAAAAGUGAGUUUCUGGAUGUAUAACAGAAAGUCUGAAUGAUUACGGUGACACGAAAAUCUGCCAGAAUGCAAAAAUUGUCGAAAUAGCAGCGAGGAAAAAUCUGUCCUCGAAAGAAGGAAAAGCAGUGACGAGUGGAAAGAAAAAGGAAAAAAAGUCAGGAAAAUAUCAAAGAUCAGUGCACCACCAUCGUCGAUGACCGACCAGCACCGUCAUCCCAUCCCAUCGCUGUUCCUCGCUCGUGUGUGGAGUGCGGAUUGGCAUUGAGUGAGAAAUAGAGAGUACGAAAGCGCGAGAGAAGGCCAAACAAGUGAGGGUGUGUGAAAAUUUCUGGCUGUGUGAACUGGUGCGUGCGAAGUGAACCGUGCUGGUGGUGUGGAAGAAGCGUGAGAAGAGAAGUGUACACAGGCAGGGGUGAGAGGAGCAGUGGCAACAGCAGGAGAGAAGAGCCAAGGUUGAAAACCAACAGCUGAUUUGUGUGGACGCCCGAUUUCUUCUGGGACGACGAAGGAGAUGACUUCCCGAAGGUGGUUCCACCCGUCGGUGUCCGGUGUCGAGGCGGAAAAGAUGCUCCUGGAGCGGGGAUUCGAUGGCUCCUUCCUGGCGCGGUUAUCCUCUUCAAGUCCGGGCGCCUUCACGUUAUCCGUCCGCCGUGGCAAGGAGGUUACCCACAUCAAGAUCCAGAACAACGGCGACUUCUUCGAUCUGUAUGGAGGUGAAAAAUUUGCCACCCUGUCCGAGUUGGUUCAGUAUUAUAUGGAAAAUGGCAACCAGCUGAAGGAGAAGAACGGACAAAUCAUCGAGCUCAAGCAACCGCUCAUAUGCGCCGAACCAACGACUGAAAGAUGGUUCCAUGGUAACCUGUCCGGCAAGGAAGCGGAACGAUUGAUCCUGGAACGGGGCAAGAAUGGCUCCUUUCUAGUGCGGGAAUCUCAGAGCAAACCGGGCGACUUUGUGCUUUCGGUGCGGACGGACGACAAGGUGACGCACGUCAUGAUUCGGUGGCAUGAAAACAAGUACGACGUCGGCGGUGGCCAGAAGUUCAACACCCUGUGCGACCUGAUCGAGCACUACAAGCGCAACCCGAUGGUGGAAACGUGCGGCACGGUGGUGCACUUGCGGCAACCGUUCAACGCCACCCGAAUUACAGCUGCGGGGAUCGAUGCCCGCGUUGAACAGCUACAGCGGGAAAAUGGGAGCCACUGCUACGGGAAGGGUGGCUUCUGGGAGGAGUUUGAAUCUCUACAGCAGCAGGAGUGCCGGCAUACGUUUUCGCGGCGGGAGGGCCAACGGAACGAGAACCGGGUCAAGAACCGGUACAAGAACAUUUUACCAUUUGACCACACCCGGGUGAAGCUGAAAGACGUGGACAGCACCCAGCUCGGGGCCGAGUACAUCAACGCGAACUACAUCCGGCAGCCGACGGAGUCCGAGCAAAAUGACAUGAACUCGUCGUCGGAGAAUCUGGCCCAGCAGCACAACAACAACUCGACGAACACCCCCGCCAACAACGCAAUUACCUAUGCCAGCAUCAACCAGCAACAGCAGCAGCAGCCGACCAAGAACUGUCAGAGCUGCCAACUGCUGAACAAACCCUGCUCCCAGUGCUCGAUGAAGGCCAACGAGUCCAAACACAAACGGAACGACUCCCUCACAUCGACCCGGUUACAGCUCCAAAGCCAAUCGCAAUCGAAGUCCUCCCUGACCGGUAGCUCCGGUCUGCUGCGGGACGAGAAGGAUCUCUUCAAGACGUACAUCGCGACGCAGGGCUGCCUGGCAAACACGAUACAGGACUUCUGGAACAUGAUCUGGCAGGAGAACACCCGGGUGAUCGUGAUGACUACCAAAGAAAUCGAACGGGGCAAGAAGAAGUGCGAGAAGUACUGGCCCGAUCCGCAACAGGCGAAGGAGUGGGGUUCGGCCAAGGUGACCUGUUUGAGCGAAACCAGCACGGCGGAUUAUACGCUGAGGGAGUUUUUGCUGUCGUGGCGGGGGCAGGACGAACGGAAGAUCUUCCAGUACCACUUCCAGGUGUGGCCGGACCAUGGGGUUCCGUCCGAUCCGGGCUGUGUGCUGAACUUCCUGCAGGAUGUUAAUGCGAGGCAGGAGCAGCUGCAACUGGAAGGGCUGGUGCCGGGUCCAAUUUGUGUCCAUUGUUCGGCGGGAAUCGGACGAACGGGAACGUUCAUUGUGAUCGAUAUGAUUCUGGACCAGAUCGACAGGGAAGGUCUCGACUGCGAAAUCGACAUCCAGCGGACGAUCCAGAUGGUCCGAUCGCAACGGUCCGGCAUGGUCCAAACCGAGGCGCAGUACAAGUUCGUGUACUUUGCCGUGCAGCACUACAUCCAGACGCUGUUCCAGCGCAAACGGGCCGAACAGCAGAGCCUCCAGGUCGGCCGGGAGUACACCAACAUUAAAUAUGCAUGCAUUGAUAAUGGCGAGGUGCAGCGGGCCUGUUCAGCCCUGCCGGUAUCGCUGUCGACACUUAGCCUAAACAUUAGACAAGACUUGCAAAACAAUCGUUCGCAUAAUCACACCACUAGGUCGACAUCGGACUCACAAUUACCACUACCGAGGGUUGUGACUGACCUGAAUAACCCUUCAUCAGUAUAUGAAAACAUUCCCAAAGAAUCACGACCACCACCGACGCCACCCAGGAAAUCAUGACAAAUGGACUUUUAAAUGCUCCCAUGCAGCAGCGCCCAGUACGAUGGCGGCGGUCAAGAAAAAAAUAGAAUAGAAAGAAAUGUCUCACCAAUCGCGAAGGGGGACGGCCAUUCGGUUGGCCGCUCCAAAAUGGCGGAUUGGACAUUGCACCCAUACACACACGCGCGUGCGCAUACAGACAGACACGCAUGCUUAUGAAGCGGCAAAGUUUUAAGAAAGGGACAAGGGAGAGAGUCUAGUGCUGCCGAUGAAAGUUGACAUUGGUAGUGAUGAAUGAUUUUUUGCUUUAAGUGUAUGUUAUAUCUGUAAAAGUUUUGCAUACAUGAAUAUACCUAGGUAUGGAAAAAUACACCUCUCAAUAUAUAAGGUAUAAAGCUUCUGAAGGGAAAAAAGGAAAUACGAGAGUUUGAAAGGUGUUACCUGAACACUCUAAAAAUGCAUAACAUUGUUGAUGAAACAUGAGAGACCAGUUGCGUAAGAAUAAAGAAUGACGACAAGUGAGAGAUUGUUUCGUUAUGUUUAAGUUAUUGAUUGUUUUUCGCAAACUGGAAGUGAGACUGCGAGACUCACUCGCGACGAAGAUACCGCUUCGCUCUUCCGGGAAGGGAAAUUCUCCACCAAUACACAAACCAAGAGGAACAAAAAGUUCGCUCCUCCGCUUGACACUCAUAUUAUCUCUCCCUCUCGGAGAGGGAGAGAAACUCAAUUGUGACACACGUUUGUCCGAAGGGAAACGAUUACGCUACCCACAGUGCGGGAGCGUCGAUAAAGCAGAUUUAUUAUUAGUGUAUCUAGUCUAACAAAUUGAAAUGGGGAAAACCAGCAAACUGAGCUCUCAAACCAGAAGAAAAACAACGUUCAAAAAGAUUAUUACGGAUAAAGAGCGAAUGAAACUCACGUACUAUGUCAGAGAGAGAAAGAGAAAGAGAGAGCGAGUGAAGAAGUGCAAAUGAAAGUGUGAAAUUCGAAAGAGAGAAAGAGGGGGAGCUCAGCAAAAUGAGUUACGGACACACACACUCUAAUUGGAAAAUAGACAAAAACUAUUAAAUACAAGCUACAAUUGUGAUUACUGCAAUGGACAGCACAGUAGGCGUGGUGUUGACUUUUCCUUUCGUAACGGAAGAAAGCCAAACGCACGCCUA